Molecule: messenger RNA, 381 nt
Organism: Harpegnathos saltator (Jerdon's jumping ant)
Lineage: Eukaryota; Metazoa; Arthropoda; Insecta; Hymenoptera; Formicidae
Exons: 3
Coding region: 1-381 (126 amino acids)
Source: RefSeq, a predicted model, not a curated record
AUGACGAAGAUCCUCUUUAUCAAAUUUCACAGACAGGAGCACUUGACAUUACAAGAUGUCGAAGAAGCCGUACUGGAUUAUCCAGAUGCAGUCACAACUGUUGCAGCUGCAGUAGCAGUUGAAGCUGAUUCCGAAACAAGAAGAAGUUUGCCAGUUUCUACAAAAAGGAAGCCAAAUCCUAAAAAAAGAACAGCAGAGCUCGGUGUGCGGAAAUCCACUAUCACAUGCCCUACAACUGACGCUGCUUCGAGCAAUCGAAAAAACAGACAACGUAUCAGUGUGCAGCUUGAAAACGCGCGUGAACAAUUCACCAACAUAGCACAAAGUAACGCCUCUGCAUUGAAGGUAAAAAGAAAUCCUAUAAAUAACUUGUUUACUUAA